Messenger RNA from Bombus pyrosoma, 1259 nucleotides. RefSeq lists its product as uncharacterized. The record is from RefSeq and is a predicted model, not a curated record. Lineage: Eukaryota; Metazoa; Arthropoda; Insecta; Hymenoptera; Apidae. Bases 393 to 986 code for a protein of 197 amino acids. The transcript is spliced from 3 exons.
UAUGAAAGUGACCUAAGUCAAGAAUCUAAAAAAAAUGAGUUUAUCACUUAUUUUGCGAUGCGUUUAUUUACGUAACAAUAAUUUGAAACCAUCUUUGCGAAGUACAGUUGAAUUGAGUCGAUCGUUGUGUCGUUAAACAAAAUUCAAUUCAUGCGUCAAGCGCAAAACUUUAAAUAUGUAUCUCGAAAUGUAUAAAAAAAAAUGACUUAGGCCACUUUUAUAAUCACCGGCACAUAUACGAGUGUACCGCGAAACAGCGAUUGAAGUUAAAACGAGAGUUGAAACGUUAGUAUUAUAAGCCGGGUCAACAUGGAACCCGUGAUUAAACGUCAACGUAUAGUGCUGCGCUGUUUUCCUUCUUAGAAUUUUGUUUUUACAAAUGACACGGAACAAUGACACGCUCAAAGAUCCAGAUGAUAAAAGUUUUUAUAUUUCUGUUGAUCUUCCUAUUAGAACGGAGCGCAGUAUGCGAUGGAAGUUUUAGGAUAAACAGGGCUGUACCUGAAUCAACGUCGCUAGAUAAAGAUUUUGCAACUCUGAAAAACAAUAACGCACAGACUUCUGUAAAUGAAGAAAAACAUCAACAAAAUGCAGUCUUACCUGGUAGCACACCGAUUCUCGAGGUUAACAAAACUGUGAAUAAUAUAACCUCAAAACAGUCAGAUGGUAAUAAAACUGCACAUAUUACAGAAACAAGGAAAGAGCAUGUGGGUGAAGGACAUGCAACUUCUUUAAAUGCUGGAGCUCUGAAGCGUGGUUUUUUUGUGUUUGUGGGGCUAAGUGUUCUUGUCUUGGCCUAUAUCGUGUUCCGUAGCUUUAGGUUAAAUAAAACACGUGCCCAGAUGGUCCGAAAAUAUGGUGUUCUUGCACAUAGACAAGAUGUUGAGAUGCGACCUUUGCCAUUAGAUGAGGAAGAUGAUGAGGAUACUACUGUUUUUGAUGCCAGUAAUGUUUUAACAAAUAAUGUUCAGCAUCAAAAUUUAUAAAAAUAAUCGGCGUAAGGUACGCUGAUUAUUUUGUCACACAAAUUUACAGUUUAUGUAAAAAUACUUUUCCUAAAUGUGAUGCUAUUUAACAAUCAAAAUAUACAUCAUGAAUUUCUAAUAUUCUUUCAUAUAAAAUUGCUUGCUUUUAUGAAAUUCUAACAUGAAAUAUUCAUUCAUAGAUAUACUCAUAGUUGUGAAUUAUAUUUUCUGGCAAUAGAUGUUCUUUUAUAAAUGAAAAUGAAACGACCUUAUAAAACUUUCUUAAUUUCUUAA